AUGAAGUGGUCUAAUGCCACGCCGAUUAGAUGUCACACUGACAAAGGUUACGCUUGCUGCUUUUGUGAUCAACAGUUCCUAGAUCCGGCAGACUUGAAGGACCAUACGACACAGAUCCAUAGAGGAAACACGGCGAUCACCAAAAAAUCUGACCUGACCGGGUACCACGUCAAACUCGAUAUAACAGGCUUGCGAUGCGCGUGCGCCGAAUAUUUUGACACCUUGGAAGCGUUUAUCGAGCACCUAUUGACGGAGCAUAAAGUCAAGUAUUACACGAGGAUAAAGAACCACAUCGUUCCAUUCAAAUUUGACACGGAGGAGCUCAGGUGCUACAUUUGUUCCAACAAGUUCUGCACCUUCAAAAUGCUCCUCUGCCAUAUGAACAUACACAUAAGGAAUUACGUAUGCACUAUAUGCGACGCUGGCUUCGUUUACGUCAAGCAAUUGAAGAACCACAGCGGAAUCCAUAAGACAGGGUCUUUCAAGUGCGGCCACUGUGAGAAGUCGUUUACGACGCUGCAAAAGUGCCGCUACCACACAGACUACGUGCACAAGCCGAGGUGCGCGAACAAAUGCGGUUUCUGUGGGGAAUCGUUCAGGCUGCAUUCCCAGAAGAAAACACACCAGAGGAAAGAGCAUGGGAUCCUUUCGGAAAAUAGAUGUACGGCGUGCGAUCGUUCGUUUUCCACUCAGCGGAACUAUCGCAUCCAUAUGCAAAGAGACCACCUGAUGGAGAGGCGGCACGGGUGUAAACAGUGCGACAUGAGGUUCUACACCACGUCGCAGUUGAAAGACCAUAUGGUGAAACAUAAUAUCGGUCUUCGCGUGUUUCAAUGCGAUGUAUGUUUGAAGUCUUACGGUAGGAAGACGACGCUCAAAGAGCAUUUGCGGAUCCACGCGGACGAUAGGCGAUAUAAGUGCGAUUUGUGCGGGCAGGCGUUUGUCCAGAAGUGUAGCUGGAGGGGGCAUAUGUCUUCCAAACAUGGGAUAGUACAGCCGAAAGUUUAG
This is a messenger RNA of Leptosia nina, 1008 nucleotides long. The record is from the annotation of a GenBank genome assembly. NCBI's taxonomy places the organism in Eukaryota, Metazoa, Arthropoda, Insecta, Lepidoptera, Pieridae.